GUCCCAGAGCCAGGUUCGAGGCCCGACUCUUCCUGCAGCCCCCCUACCCCCCGUUGUGACCUUGGACCAGUCUUUCUCUCACCAAGCUUCCGCGACCGCAGCGGUGAAAUGGAGGCAGGAUGGUCCGCUGAGAGUUGGUACCAGUAGAGGGGUCGGCAAGGAAACCCCAGCCUUCCUCAGUUCUCUCUUCUCCAGGACAUUGUUAGUGGACCGCGAGUCAUGGCAGUGCUUAACUGUUCGAGUGACCUUGGGCGAGUCCCUUGUUUUGACGUUUCUCUACAGAUGUGAUGGACUAACCUCUUCGAAUGUCCCUGUACUAUUUUGGUGUUCCUGAUGCAGACAAAAACAAGUAGCAGGAAGGCAAGAUGACUUCCCUGCUCCGAGAUUGGAACAGCUGAAGAAACCACAAGACAACAUGAGAACCACAAAGGUCUACAAACUUGUCAUCCACAAGAAAGGCUUUGGGGGCAGUGAUGAUGAGCUAGUCGUGAACCCUAAAGUAUUUCCUCACAUCAAACUUGGAGACAUUGUGGAGAUUGCUCACCCCAACGAUGAGUACAGUCCUUUGCUUUUGCAAGUCAAGUCUCUUAAGGAAGAUUUACAGAAAGAAACUAUCAGUGUGGACCAGACUGUGACUCAAGUAUUCCGGCUAAGACCCUAUCAAGAUGUCUAUGUGAAUGUUGUAGACCCCAAGGAUGUGACUCUUGACCUGGUGGAAUUGACGUUUAAGGAUCAGUAUAUUGGCCGUGGGGAUAUGUGGCGACUAAAGAAAAGUUUGGUGAGCACCUGUGCCUAUAUCACUCAAAAAGUGGAAUUUGCUGGCAUCAGGGCACAGGCUGGUGAGCUGUGGGUCAAGAAUGAGAAGGUCAUGUGUGGUUACAUUAGUGAAGAGACCAGGGUGGUGUUCCGUUCUACGUCGGCUAUGGUUUACAUAUUUAUUCAGAUGAGCUGUGAAAUGUGGGAUUUUGAUAUUUAUGGGGAUCUGUACUUUGAGAAAGCUGUGAACGGUUUCCUCGCCGACCUGUUUACUAAAUGGAAGGAGAAGAACUGUAGUCAUGAAGUGACUGUGGUCCUGUUUUCCAGAACUUUCUAUGAUGCAAAAUCUAUUGAUGAAUUUCCUGAAAUAAACCGAGCUUCAAUUCAAGAGGAUCACAAAGGGAGAUUCUAUGAGGACUUUUACAAAGUGGUGGUGCAGAAUGAGAGAAGGGAAGAGUGGACUUCACUCCUUGUGACCAUUAAAAAACUCUUCAUCCAGUAUCCAGUGCUGGUGCGACUGGAACAGGCAGGGGGCUUUCCUCAAGGAGACAAUUCUACCUCAGCACAAGGAAACUACCUAGAGGCCAUCAACUUGUCAUUCAAUGUGUUUGACAAGCACUACAUCAACCGAAACUUUGACCGAACUGGGCAGAUGUCUGUGGUGAUCACGCCAGGGGUGGGUGUCUUUGAAGUGGACCGCCUACUCAUGAUCUUGACCAAGCAGCGGAUGAUUGAUAAUGGAAUUGGUGUGGACUUAGUGUGCAUGGGAGAGCAGCCAUUACAUGCUGUGCCAUUAUUCAAGCUACACAACCGGAGUGUUCCGAGGGAUUCUCGACUGGGUGAUGAUUAUAAUAUUCCUCACUGGAUAAACCAUAGUUUCUACACAUCCAAAAGCCAGCUCUUUUGUAACAGUUUCACUCCCCGGAUAAAACUAGCAGGAAAGAAGUCUGCCUCUGAGAAAACCAAAAAUGGUCGUGAUACAUCUCUCGGGACUCCAAAGGAAUCUGAAAACACCCUUCCCAUCCAAGUAGAUUAUGAUGCCUAUGAUGCUCAAGUAUUCAGGCUGCCUGGCCCAUCCCGGGCUCAGCGCCUCGCCACCUGCAGGUCUGUGAGAGAACAGGAGAAUCACAAUCGCAAAAGUGCCAGCUCCUGUGAUGUCUCAUCAAGUCCUUCCCUACCAAGCCGUGCACUGCCCACUGAGGAAGUGAGGAGCCAGGCUUCUGAUGACAGCUCCCUGGGCAAGAGCACCAACAUCCUGAUGAUCCCUAACCCCCACCUGCACCAGUAUGAAGUCAGCAGCUCACUGGGCUACACCAGCACCCGAGAUGUCCUGGAGAACAUGAUAGAACCCCCACAGAGGGACUCCAGUGCACCAGGAAGGUUCCAUGUGGGUAGUGCAGAGUCCAUGCUGCACGUCCGACCUGGAGGAUACACACCUCAGAGAGCACUGAUUAACCCCUUCGCCCCCUCGAGAAUGCCCAUGAAGCUCACCUCCAACAGAAGGCGCUGGAUGCACACUUUUCCUGUAGGACCAUCUGGAGAGGCCAUCCAGAUCCAUCAUCAGACCCGGCAAAACAUGGCAGAGCUGCAGGGCAGCAGGCAGAGGGACCCCACCCACUCUUCUGCAGAACUGUUGGAGUUGGCAUACCAUGAAGCUGCCGGAAGGCACAGCACUUCCCGCCAGCCUGGUGACAGCAUGUCCUUGAACUUCAGUGGAACAGAAGAGCUUUCUGUCAGCCUGCUUAGCAACAGCAGUACAGGUGUGAAUCCUAGAACCCAGAACAAGGACUCUCUAGAGGACAGUGUUUCUACCUCUCCAGACCCAAUUCUGACACUGUCUGCUCCCCCUGUAGUGCCAGGCUUCUGUUGCACAGUUGGAGUGGAUUGGAAGUCUCUUACUACUCCUGCAUGCCUUCCCCUCACCACUGACUACUUCCCGGACCGCCAGGGCCUGCAGAAUGACUACACAGAGGGCUGCUAUGAUCUCCUCCCAGAAGCAGACAUGGACAGGAGGGAUGAGGAGGGUGUUCAAAUGACAGCCCAGCAAGUGUUUGAAGAGUUCAUUUGCCAGCGUCUCAUGCAGGGUUACCAAAUCAUAGUACAGCCAAAGACCCAGAAACCCAACACCUCAGUCCCACCCCCAUUGAGCAGUAGCCCACUCUAUAGCAGAGGCCUUGUGUCCCGAAACCGCCCUGAGGAGGAAGGCCAGUAUUGGCUGAGUAUGGGCAGAACUUUCCAUAAGGUGACACUCAAGGACAAGAUGAUCACAGUAACUCGUUACCUUCCCAAGUACCCUUAUGAAUCUGCCCAGAUACGUUACACCUACAGCCUCUGCCCUUCCCACUCUGACUCGGAGUUUGUCUCCUGUUGGGUGGAGUUCUGCCACGAACGGCUGGAGGAAUACAAGUGGAAUUACUUAGAUCAGUAUAUUUGUUCUGCUGGCUCUGAAGACUUCAGCUUAAUCGAGUCUCUGAAGUUCUGGAGAACCCGAUUUCUACUACUGCCAGCCUGUGUCACUGCCACCAAGCGCAUCACAGAAGGGGAGGUGCACUGUGACAUCUAUGGGGACAAACCCCGUGCAGAUGAAGAUGAGUGGCAGCUUCUAGAUGGCUUUAUUCGCUUUGUAGAGGGCUUAAAUCGCAUUCGCAGGCGCCACCGCUCAGACCGCAUGAUUCGGAAGGGGACUGCCAUGAAAGGCUUGCAGAUGACCGGGCCCAUCUCUGCACACUCUCUCGAGUCAGCAGGCCCUCCAGUCGGCAAGAAGGGAACCUCAGCUCUGUCUGCCCUGCUGGAGAUGGAGGCUAGUCAGAAGAGCCUGGGAGAGCAGCAGAUGACUGUGCACGGAAAGAGCUCCACUCAGCCAGCUGAGAACAGCAGUGUUGCCAUGACUCCCACCUAUGUGGACAGCCCACGCAAGGACGGGGCCUUCUUUAUGGAGUUUGUCCGCAGCCCACGCACAGUAUCAUCUGCCUUCUACCCUCAGGGACCAGUGGGGACUGAAAAUGGCAGGAAUGGAAAAACCCUAUGUGCAUCUGUGGACCAGACAGCUCCUCUGGUGCUAGACAGCACCAGUUUAGGGGUCAGCAUGUGCCAGUCCAUGGAUAGAGGCAACAACCAGACCUUUGGGAACUCCCAGAACAUAGAACAGGCCUUUCCCUCUGCAAACUCUGGUGACUGCAGCUCUCAGCAGCAUGUAGCAAGCUCUCUUACGUCAUCCUCUACCCUGGUGGAGAUUCUGGAAGCCAUGAAGCAUCCUUCGACAGGAGUCCAGCUGCUGUCUGAACAGAAGGGCCUUUCACCGUGCUGCUUCAUCAGUGCUGAGGUCGUACACUGGCUGAUGAACAAUGUGGAGGGGGUCCAGACGCAGGCGAUGGGCAUCGACAUCAUGCAGAAAAUGCUGGAAGAGCAGCUCAUAACGCAUGCAUCUGGUGAAGCAUGGCGGACCUUCAUCUAUGGCUUCUAUUUCUACAAGAUAGUAAUGGACAAAGAACCCGAAAGAGUGGCUAUGCAGCAGCCCUCUGCCCCCUGGCACACAGCAGGAGUGGAUGACUUUGCCAGCUUCCAACGCAAGUGGUUUGAGGUGGCCUUUGUGGCAGAAGAGCUUGUGCACUCUGAGAUUCCUGCCUUCCUUCUGCCCUGGCUACCCAGCCGGCCAGCCUCUUAUGCAAGCAGACACAGCUCCUUUAGCCGUAGUUUUGGAGGACGGAGCCAGGCAGCUGCACUGUUAGCUGCCACUGUCCCAGAGCAGAGGACUGUGACCCUGGAUGUUGAUGUGAACAACCGAACAGACCGGCUGGAGUGGUGCAGCUGUUACUACCAUGGAAACUUCUCUCUCAAUGCCGCCUUUGAGAUCAAGCUACACUGGAUGGCUGUGACUGCCACAGUACUGUUUGAGAUGGUCCAAGGUUGGCAUCGAAAAGCUACCUCCUGUGGCUUCCUGUUGGUCCCAGUUUUGGAGGGUCCUUUCGCACUGCCCAGUUACCUGUAUGGCGAUCCCCUGAGGGCCCAGCUCUUCAUCCCGCUCAACCUCGGCUGCUUGCUCAAGGAGGGCAGCGAACACCUGUUUGAUAGCUUUGAACCAGAGACAUAUUGGGAUCGAAUGCACCUUUUCCAGGAAGCCAUUGCACACAGGUUUGGAUUUGUGCAAGAUAAAUAUUCUGCCUCCGCUUUUAACUUCCCUGCUGAGAAUAAGCCACAGUAUAUCCAUGUCACAGGAACAGUGUUCCUUCAGCUGCCGUACUCCAAACGCAAGUUCUCUGGGCAGCAGCGGCGGCGGCGGAACUCUACCAGCUCCACCAACCAAAACAUGUUCUGUGAGGAGCGGGUUGGCUACAACUGGGCCUACAACACCAUGCUGACCAAGACCUGGCGCUCUAGUGCCACAGGGGACGAGAAGUUUGCUGAUCGGCUGCUGAAGGACUUCACGGAUUUCUGCAUCAACCGUGACAACCGACUGGUCACGUUCUGGACAAACUGUCUGGAGAAGAUGCAUGCCAGUGCUCCAUGAAGCCAGGCUGCUCCUCUUAGGAGAGGCUGUGGGUGUGCUGGAGCUGGCCUUCCGGUUAGGCUCUGGGCAGCAGGCGUCAGGCUGCUCCUGUCAGUGAGUGGGGCCACUGCUGACAUUUGGCCUCUGCACAAGUGUGAGUGAGGAGAAAGAUUGGAAGCAGCUGCUGCCGCUACCACCAUCCAGAUCUUGCCAUCCUGUCCCUGCAGCAGGGGGAGGCACAGAUUGUCCGUGGGAGGGAGUCAGUGUCUGGGAAUGGGGUAGGCAGCUUCCAUUAGGGUCCUUUUCCUUCACCAGCAGUGGGAUAUUCGGAACAGAACCUCCUGCUUUCUGCCCAAGAGUGUGUGUGUAUAAGAUAGAUCUGUGACAUAGUGUACCAUUGGCUCAUACCAGCUGUACAUAUGUGUACAUAGCAGAAGCGAAUAAAGCCCU
This is a messenger RNA of Mus pahari (shrew mouse), 5692 nucleotides long. It is a transcript of the gene Depdc5, whose product is annotated as DEP domain containing 5. The coding region runs from base 416 to 5263 and encodes 1615 amino acids. Gene Ontology annotation, molecular function: GTPase activator activity. Gene Ontology annotation, cellular component: lysosomal membrane; GATOR1 complex. Lineage: Eukaryota; Metazoa; Chordata; Mammalia; Rodentia; Muridae. The transcript is spliced from 44 exons. Gene Ontology annotation, biological process: intracellular signal transduction; positive regulation of autophagy; cellular response to amino acid starvation. The record is from RefSeq and is a predicted model, not a curated record.